Messenger RNA from Hypomesus transpacificus, 3867 nucleotides. It is a transcript of the gene slc30a9, whose product is annotated as solute carrier family 30 member 9. Lineage: Eukaryota; Metazoa; Chordata; Actinopteri; Osmeriformes; Osmeridae. Gene Ontology annotation, cellular component: membrane; nucleus. Bases 136 to 1872 code for a protein of 578 amino acids. The record is from RefSeq and is a predicted model, not a curated record. Gene Ontology annotation, biological process: positive regulation of transcription by RNA polymerase II; transmembrane transport; zinc ion transport. The transcript is spliced from 19 exons. Gene Ontology annotation, molecular function: monoatomic cation transmembrane transporter activity.
UCAUGUUUGUCAGUGAUGGUAGCAGUGGUUAGCAAGCGGAUUGACAGAACUUGAAAUGGACUGAGGUAUGCCGAGCAAACAUCACAUUAGAAAGCAAGUUCCAACAUUGCUCUACUAAGCCCCGCCAGUGCGAGGAUGUUCCCCGGCCUCUCUCAGAGACCAUGGCAAGUCUUCUGCAGGGUCUACCUGCAUCACAGAUCCCCCCUGUCACAACGACCCCCCUGGGUUGCCAGACCAUGCUACGGCUGGCAAAAUGGAGGGAUACACAGUCUGUGGUUGAGCCUUCCAGACUAUCGCGUAGCUUCUCUCACUUUGGGCCACGUACAGUACUACUCUACCUCCGGCAGUAGUAAAGACGGACCACCGUCACCACCAGGUCCAGACAGUCCUCCUACUGCAGAGAAGGUGUUAGCUGGGGCAGCACUGCCAGCACAGCCUUCUUCAGACACAACAGGGGCACCUCUCAGGCUGACUAAAGCUGAGACCAUUCAGGUCAAAGUGCGGGCUGUUCUGAAGAAGAGGGAUUAUGGAUCUAAGUACACUCAGAACAACUUUAUCACUGCAGUCAGAGCCAUGAAUGAGUUCUGUCUCAAACCGAGUGACCUGGAGCAGCUAAGAAAGAUCCGCAGGCGCAGCCCCCAUGAUGACACAGAGGCUUUCACUGUUUUCUUGCGGUCAGACGUUGAGGCCAAAGCUCUGGAUGUGUGGGGUAGUCCAGAAGCCCUUGACAGAGAGAGGAAACUCAGGAAAGAGGUGGAGAGAGAGUACGAAGAAAAUAUUUUCCGGAAUCAGCAACUGCUGAAGGAAUACAAAGAUUUCUGGGGUAACACAAAGCCUCGAUCAGGAAAGAGAGCGACAUUUUCACAAGGACCAGGGAAGGUAGUGAUGGUGGCAAUAUGCAUCAAUGGACUGAAUUUUAUCUUCAAGCUUCUGGCUUGGGUGUACACUGGAUCAGCCAGCAUGUUCUCAGAAGCCAUCCACUCCCUUGCUGACACCUGCAACCAGGCUCUUCUUGCACUUGGAAUCAGCCAGUCUGUCCGGAAUCCUGAUGCUGUCCACCCAUAUGGCUUCUCCAAUAUGCGCUACAUUGCCUCACUCAUCAGUGGAGUGGGUAUCUUUAUGAUGGGAGCAGGCCUCUCCUGGUAUCAUGGCAUCAUGGGAUUGCUGCACCCACAGCAAAUUGAAUCCCUGCUCUGGGCAUACUGUAUUUUAGCUGGAUCUUUGGUGUCGGAAGGAGCAACACUACUAGUAGCGAUCAACGAAAUAAAAAAGAGUGCUCAACAGCAUGACAUUUCUUUCUAUGAAUAUGUGAUGCAGAGUCGAGACCCCAGCACUAACGUUGUCCUGCUGGAAGAUGCUGCUGCUGUUCUUGGAGUCAUCAUGGCUGCCAGCUGCAUGGGACUCACAUCCCUCACAGGUAACCCCUACUACGACAGCUUGGGCUCGCUGGGCGUGGGCACCUUGCUGGGCGCUGUGUCGGCCUUCCUCAUCUACACCAACACAGAGGCACUUCUGGGGAGAUCCAUUCAGGCCGAGCACGUACAGAAGCUCACAGAGUUCCUGGAGAAUGACCCUGCCGUCAGGGCCAUCCAUGAUGUGAAGGCCACAGACUUGGGGCUGAGUAAAGUGCGCUUCAAGGCAGAGGUGGACUUUGAUGGGAGAGUGGUGACACGCUCUUACCUGGAGAAGCAGGACAUCGAACAGAUUCUCACCGAGAUCCAGCAGGUCAAGACUGCUGAGGAGUUGGAGAGCUUCAUGCUGAAGCAUGGGGAGAACAUCAUUGACACCCUGGGAGCAGAGGUGGACCGUCUGGAGAAAGAGCUCAAGCAACGUAACCCAGAAGUUCGACACGUAGAUCUGGAGAUCCUAUAACGCUACAAAAUAUGCUCUUAGAAAAGUCCCACCACAGCAUAAAGGAAGUAGAGGGUUGGGGGAGGGAUAGCAGCCAAGCCAAACCUCUGCUCUCAUCCUCCCAUUCCCUGCAUCAUCUACCUUCGCCUUGGUUCCCAUUCAUCCUCUUAUCCCCACUCAUCAGAAGAAGUCUUACAGUAGAAUAGUCUGAAACACCCAAGCCAGCAAUCACGCUGGAACGGUAUUGUGGUCCUUUUCUGUUUUCUUUUUACUGAACCAUGCCAUGUGCUGCAGUGUCACAGGGGGGGUUCAAAUAGGAAGGCAGAGCUGUAGUAGAGACAUACAUGGUGUGUCAGUGUAUUUAUGGAAGCACAGCAAGUCUCUCUCACAAGCUCCAAACAACUUUGUUUCAGUGUGAUUUGUUUUUUUGUUUUGUUUUAAGCUGGCAAUGCACCGUUUUCUAUUUGGUUUAGCUGACUUUUGUUCAUGUGUCAACAUGAAUUGUCAAGUCAGCAGAUACCAAGACGACUCAACAGAUAAUGGUCUUUCUGAUUGGUAUCAGUCACACAUAUAGUACAAAAUGCUAUUGAGCUGUGAAGAAUCAUAACCCAUCUUGAGGUACGCUUUUUAUGUUUAUAACAAAACACUGAUUUUAAGCUUCUGAGUUAUUUUGAGGUAAGCUGUGAAGUAUGUGGAAAAGGUAUUUCACAUGAUAUAUUGUUAAAGCAAAAGCUCAAGCACAAAACAAUUUGACUACAAAUUGAUGUAAUGGUAUCAGCUUAGUGAUGAGAUUGUAUACCAAGGUAUAUGAAUAUAACAUAGAUGAAGGAAAAGAAGGCUUUUUCUUUUUUUCCACCUAUUUACCAGAUUUGAGUGAGCUCACAGAGUUUGAAGGCUGCAAUGAUGAACUUUCUAGAAACUUAAGACUAUCAAAGUAAUAGCAUAUACAGAUGUUCGAAAACCAAGUAUAUUUAAGUAAUUGAUGUUCGAGUAAGAAAAACCUAGUCAUCAUGCAAGUCCUCGGAAGCAUCUGAAUUAUUACCUGAAUGUUGUCUUUCCCUUAACACCUCCCAUCAUCCAUACAGCUGCAUCAUCCAUACAGCUGCAUCAUCCAUACAGCUGCAUCAUCCAUACAGCUGCAUCAUCCAUACAGCUGCAUCAUCCAUACAGCUGCAUCAUCCAUACAGCUGCAUCAUCCAUACAGCUGCAUCAUCCCUUCUCAGAUGCAGUAGUAGGCUACAUCCCUCUUCAAGUCGCUGUUGCUGCACUGACUUCCUCCAAACAGGAGGAUGGUCACAUGUUUGCGCUCUCAGUAGCUGGUUCGCAGAAGACAGAUAGUAUGUUUGGCUCCAAAGAUGAAGUACUCAAUGGACAUCCACACAGAGAGAAUCCCCUCUCCUUCCUCCCUCUCUUAGCCAGUGUAAAUAGUAGUUCUGUCGUGGGUGUGACAUGAUGUAAAAUUAUAAAUGAUGAACCCUGUUUUCAUUUAUUUUAUUUUUCUUACAUUUUUGGUAGACUGUUCUCUGUAAAGAAAAUGGAUAUAGCACUGACUCUGCAGUUGUAUGGUAUACAUCAAUACCCAUCAAUCUGUGGUUUGUGGUGUAGGUACCUUAUGCUCACUGUGCAGACCAAGGUGGUGUACAUGGUGUACAGAUGUACAUACAGGUGUAUUCUCAUUGUCAACCUUCUGUGGUUCAUUAACCUGGUCAAACCUGCAUUGGAUUCAAUGGCCGUGCUUGUCACACUGUCAGGCUGAUUCAGGGUGCAGGAGACUGGUUUGCACUUUCAGUCAUGAGUGAUAAGCUGAGUACUUUCUAAGAUGGGAGCUUGAGUUUAGUUUUGUAAUGCAGGAAGUUGAGGUGGAUAUAUCUUUUUCAUUUUUUUUUUUUCAAGGUGUUUAUUGAUUGUCAUAUUGCCCUUUUGUUAACAAAAAUAAUGUAACUACUGCUGAAGGACUUUAAAUAAAUUGAAAUUAAUUUAUUAAAUCAUAUUUGGCGUUUUUGCCUUUGAAAAUUG